UCAAAAUGAUAAAUACCAAAGGUAUUCAAGCAUUGCAAGAUGCUGUCUUAUUCAAUAAAAAUGAUUACCAGGGUAAGUGCAAAAAACCGACAAAAAACCGACAAAAAAAAUGCCCAGGAACAGUUACUGAAACGACUCGUUCAAAUUUCCACAUCUUUAUUGAUUUGGAUAUGAGGACACAUCGUAAGAAAACACAUGGUCUCAAAUACCAGUUAGCAGAUGUUCCAAUUACACUGAAUUUUAUAAAACAGUACCGCUUGAUAGGUGUCAUCGAACACAUUUCUGGUCACUUUAUUGGCUACUGUCGAAAACCUUCAGGACGAUGGCUGAAAUGUGAUGAUAUGCAAUUAAAUGUCGAAGGGUGUGACGAGACAACAGUAAUUACACCGAUUGGGGCCAUUUAUAUCGCGCUAUGAAUCUGAUGUGCAGUUGAAUCUAACUGAUUAUCUUAGAAGAGUGCAAUUAUGUC
Messenger RNA from Temnothorax curvispinosus, 469 nucleotides. RefSeq lists its product as uncharacterized. Bases 6 to 416 code for a protein of 136 amino acids. The record is from RefSeq and is a predicted model, not a curated record. Gene Ontology annotation, molecular function: cysteine-type deubiquitinase activity. Gene Ontology annotation, biological process: protein deubiquitination. The transcript has 2 exons. NCBI's taxonomy places the organism in Eukaryota, Metazoa, Arthropoda, Insecta, Hymenoptera, Formicidae.